This is a messenger RNA of Cucurbitaria berberidis CBS 394.84, 1405 nucleotides long. RefSeq lists its product as uncharacterized. The record is from RefSeq and is a predicted model, not a curated record. NCBI's taxonomy places the organism in Eukaryota, Fungi, Ascomycota, Dothideomycetes, Pleosporales, Cucurbitariaceae. The coding region runs from base 116 to 1171 and encodes 351 amino acids. The transcript has a single exon.
CCUGCUCCUCUCUUUACAGACAUUCCGCUUUACAGUCACUCCUUUUAAUACUUGUUUCUUUGUCGCUGUUGAAGUAGUGUCCAUUCUGAAGAACCUUGGAACAACUGUGGACACAAUGAAAUUCAUUGCCUUUUUCGUGUUUGGGGCGGCCAGUGCACGUGCAGUUCACUCGCCGCAGCAACAGCAAGUUCCUAUUUUGGGAGAAGCCGUAGAAGAUGUUUCCUCUCAACCCUCAGAAGCCACAGAGGAUGCUGCGCCCGGAAUCGGAGUCCACUUUACGAAUUCAUACGCUAUCGCUUCGGCUCGCUAUCAAAACGGAACGACGAGAGACCUAGUCAAGGUAGAAGGAGAUGCGCAAUACAUCGAAUUAAUGACACGAUGGAUGAACACACGACAAGGUUCGAGCCUACCAAUUAGUCGCGACGCCGUCACUCUCUCCAACUUCCUACACACUCUGCAGAUAGACGUUGAGGAAGUAUUGGGUAGCCCAAUGACCAACUUCGCGCCGGCCAUUUUCCCACUAGACACGGCCAAGAAGCAAUACUUCCAGGACGCACUAGAUCUCGCCGGACUGUCCUCCACGCGCACGCGGACCGGAAACAACUUGGUUGUGUAUGAGGAUACGAACGCGGCCUAUGCCGGCCUCGAUUACGGGCUCUGUAAGAAUUGGACAGAAUACCAAGAUUGCCUCGACGAACAGAGCAAACUCCCUUACCUCGACGUUCUAUUCCUCUCUUUCGACAACGGUUCCUUCUCCGCAAUCGUGAAGACCCUGCAAAGCGUGUUUCAAGAAUGGCCGAUACACAAUCACGCUUUCAACCUCGAUCUCGGCUGGUGGAACCUACCCAUUCACGAAGUGCCGCGUGCAAAGUUCUGGGCAGACAUCCACGAAAUGGUCGUAGACAGCAUUAGUUGGUUGUCAAGGCCACCUAGCAGAAUUGUGUUGAUGGGUGCCCAUGGGGCAGAUAAGGAGUUCUCGGCAGUUGUGGAAGCUGCGUUGUGGAGUGUGCUGGAGGUUGAUGUGAAUAUGAUGAUGCAGGCUAACAAAGCAGAAGAUAGUGCAAGCCUCGCUGCGAGAGGCGCGGCGGAGAUGGCCUGGCGAUCACAGUCUUGGAACAGAAAGAGUAGGGAAACAACGAUAGCUGAUGGUACACCUACUGAGCAUCAGUAGAGAAGUGAUGAACGGAAGUUAAAGAUAUGUGGCGGAUAUACCCAUGAGAUAUAGUAGUGAUAAUUAUUGAUUAAUAAUAUAAUACCCUACCAAACGCAAAGUCGACUAUCCAUGUGGAGGGGUUCAAGAACUUAUUGCGUGUUCACUCAGAAAAGGUCAGCAUAGGAAACAGGAGGUAACUGGAGACAUACAUACCACUUAAUUCGGGUAGUCCUUUCGCGACAGACAGGCGCU